GACACCGUGCUGGCUUUGCUUCCCCCUCUCAUCUGAGUUGACUGGCAGUGCUGCUGCUGCUGCUGCUGCUGCUGCUGCUGCUGCUGCUGCUGCUGCUACUACUGCUUCUGCUGCUGCUGCUGCUGGUUCCUUUGCAGAGAUCAGAACCAGCCAUUCCAAGCUUGUAUCACCGUGGACUAGGGACCAGCUGGGAUACAGAAACCAUCCUUCCACAGUUCUAGCUCCAGACUGGGACUGCUGACACCCCACACCUUGUGGCUGACCAUCUCCAGGGUCACUGUACAUUAAUCUCACACCAACUGUGAUCUGCUUCCUGUGUUGACCAUGCCUGGGUGGAGCUGCCUGGUAACUGGAGCAGGAGGGUUUUUGGGCCAGAGGAUUGUCCAGUUGUUGAUGCAGGAGAAAGAUCUGGAGGAGAUCAGGGUCCUGGACAAGUUCUUCAGACCAGAAACCAGGGAGCAAUUCUUCAACCUAGAUACAAACAUCAAGGUGACAGUGUUGGAAGGAGACAUUCUUGACACCCAGUACCUGAGGAAAGCCUGCCAGGGCAUCUCUGUUGUUAUCCACACUGCAGCUGUCAUUGAUGUCACAGGUGUCAUUCCCAGGCAGACCAUCCUAGAUGUCAAUCUGAAAGGUACCCAGAACUUAUUGGAGGCCUGUAUCCAAGCCAGUGUUCCAGCCUUCAUCUUCUCCAGCUCAGUUGAUGUUGCAGGGCCCAACUCAUACAAGGAGAUAAUCCUGAAUGGCAACGAGGAAGAGCAUCAUGAAAGCAUAUGGUCUGAUCCAUACCCAUACAGCAAAAAGAUGGCUGAGAAGGCAGUGCUGGCAGCCAAUGGGAGCAUGCUGAAAAUUGGUGGCACUUUGCAUACUUGUGCAUUAAGGCCCAUGUAUAUUUAUGGGGAGAGAAGUCCAUUCAUUUCUAACACAAUAAUUACGGCCCUCAAAAAUAAGAAUAUUCUCGGUUGUACGGGCAAAUUCUCCACAGCCAACCCAGUAUAUGUGGGUAAUGUAGCCUGGGCACACAUUCUGGCUGCCAGGGGCCUUCGAGACCCCAAAAAGUCACCAAAUAUCCAAGGAGAGUUCUACUACAUCUCAGAUGACACCCCUCACCAAAGCUAUGAUGAUUUAAAUUACACCCUGAGCAAGGAGUGGGGCUUCUGCCCUGAUUCCAGCUGGAGCCUUCCUGUGCCCCUACUGUACUGGCUUGCAUUCAUGCUGGAAACUGUGAGCUUCCUGCUGAGUCCAAUCUACAGAUUUAUACCUCCCUUUAACCGCCACUUGGUCACACUGACAGGUAGCACGUUCACUUUCUCCUACAAGAAAGCUCAGCGAGAUCUGGGCUAUGAGCCACUUGUCAGCUGGGAGGAAGCCAAGCAGAAAACCUCAGAGUGGAUCGGGACACUAGUGGAGCAGCACAGGGAGACACUGGACACAAAGUCUCAGUGAUGGGAAGAGGGUGGAGACAUGGCUCUGGGUGUUACCAGGUCCUCCAGUAAGGACAAAAGCACAACACAGGUGCUGCUGCCUUCUUUUGACACAGAGGCCAAUUUAGUGCCUUAAUCAAGUCACCAAAGCCUUGCCAGUCACUGACCCAGCCACAAGCCUUCUUUCUGAAAUACCUCCCCAAAGACACACAGGCAUCUGUGCCCCAGCUCCUGGGUCCAAGCCUCUCAGCACCUCUUGUACCUCAGAGCUCUCUCCAUUAUUUUCUCUCCCCAUUCAGAGCAUGUAUAGCCUUCAGAAAAUUCUACUUGCUUUAUGAAACCCAAUGGAAGAAACAAUAAAUACUUGUCAAUACCUCA
Molecule: messenger RNA, 1802 nt
Organism: Mus musculus (house mouse)
Lineage: Eukaryota; Metazoa; Chordata; Mammalia; Rodentia; Muridae
Gene: Hsd3b6
Product: hydroxy-delta-5-steroid dehydrogenase, 3 beta- and steroid delta-isomerase 6
Exons: 4
Coding region: 325-1446 (373 amino acids)
Biological process (GO): steroid biosynthetic process
Cellular component (GO): mitochondrial membrane; endoplasmic reticulum membrane
Molecular function (GO): steroid dehydrogenase activity, acting on the CH-OH group of donors, NAD or NADP as acceptor; 3-beta-hydroxy-Delta5-steroid dehydrogenase (NAD+) activity; steroid Delta-isomerase activity
Source: RefSeq, marked validated